UCCUCUCUUGUUUCCAUCCGUUUGAGGCUGAGCUAGGUCAUACGCACCCUCGCUACUCUAAACCCCACGCAAACACGCUUCACGUAUCUGCUGAAGGACGAACAAGGGAGAGAAAGAAAAACUUGCUCUCGUAGGGUUUGGGAAGCAGAAGAUUCAAGAGAAGAAGGGACAUCUUAGCACUUCACUUCAUUGAGCGACGUGCUGGUGAAUGGCCAUCAGCCAGCGACGGGAAGAGCGUUAGGACUUGUAAUUCGUAACUUGCUACUGCUCAAUAGAACCUCCGAAGAAAAUCAAUGGCUUACAGACGCUGCCUCUUGACAAGAGGGAACCUCAUAAACCGGAGCUGCCACCCGUCUUUCAGCUACGUGCUCCACAGCAAUGAAGGGAAGCAGCAAGAUGAGAAACCGUCCCCGACGAACGUUGGCAACUUCAUUCAAACGAGGUCUUUUGGGAACUACCUUAAUGGAUCAACAGGGUUUCUCGCGGCGGCGGCGUCACCGUACGCUGGGUACAAUCUCUGCCGGUACAUGUCGACGGUGAAUCAGGGUUCGAACGAGAUUGGUGUAAUGAGUGAUGUGGCGGAUGUUCUCACUGAUGCGACCGUGGAGGGUGUAGCUUCUCAGGCUCCUGUUGCCAGUGAAGUUGCCAUUGCUGCUGCUGAUUCUUUUUUGCCUGUACAAAUCUUGCAGUAUGUGAUAGAUGCUGUGCAUUCCUACACUGGCUUAAACUGGUGGGCAGCCAUAGUUCUAACAACUCUUGUGAUUCGAAGUGCGACUGCUCCCCUCUUAAUAAAUCAACUUAAGGCCACUUCUAAGCUUACAAUAAUGAGACCACACUUGGAAGAGAUAAAACAACAGAUGGAAGGGAAGACUGGGGAUCCAGAGGCUAUUGCUGAAGGUCAGAAGCAGAUGCAAAAGCUAUUCAAGAAAUAUGGUGUGAGUCCAUUUACGCCAUUGAAGGGAAUCUUUAUUUCAGGUCCUAUCUUUAUUAGUUUUUUUCUUGCGAUAUCAAACAUGGCUGAGAAAAUGCCAUCGUUCAAGCAUGGUGGAGCUUCCUGGUUUACUGAUCUCACAACUCCAGAUACCUUAUACAUUUUGCCGGCUUUAACUGCGUUGUCAUUCUUAGUAACAGUAGAGUGUAAUAUGCAAGAAGGAAUGGAAGGAAAUCCUGUGGCUAGCACCAUGAAAAAUGUCUCUAGGGGUAUUGCUGUUCUUACCGUUCCUCUCACCAUGGGAUUUCCAAAGGCUAUAUUUUGUUACUGGAUUACGUCAAAUUUGUUUUCAUUGAGUUAUGGACUUGUGCUUAAAGCUCCUGGUGUAAAGAAAGCUUUGGGUGUUCCUGAAAUUCCUGCUGCAUCACCGACCAGUCCUCCACAAUCUCCCUUUUCUAUAUUUCCAGCACUAAAAAAAGCUACAACAGCGACAAAUGUGGCGAGCUCAGUGCCAGUUGAAUCAUCAGCUGAAGUUGAAUCAUCAAAAUCUUCAAAUAAAAAGAUUUCUUCUUCUUCUGUUAUCAGUCAAAGGCUUAGAAGUUUAGAGAAACAAGUGAAAGGAAGAAAGAAAAGUAAGAAGUAAGGAAAAUUUACUCAUUCCUUCAUUAUGCCAGCUAAACAUAUGGAGCAGGUGUGUUCAGAUUUUUGUUAUAUUAAAUUAUCCUUGGAUGAUGCGAGAAUUAGGAGUUCAUUCAAGAGCCAAGAGGCAAUAAUUUUUGUUUGAAGGAUUUAUGAAUCUAUGAUUGCUAGUAAUUUUGCUGCGGAAGUUAAAACUUAGGCUUAAUAUGUAGUUUACACCCUAUUCAUGGGGUUUUAAUGUCCUUUGUAAUCUCAUUUGUUCUUUUGAUAUUUCACAUUUCAUUUUAAUAGAGUUGAAUAAUAAGAAGAAGCUGAGAAAAGGUGGUGAAA
Lotus japonicus is the source of this 1900-nucleotide messenger RNA. Its product is annotated as mitochondrial inner membrane protein OXA1-like. Gene Ontology annotation, molecular function: membrane insertase activity. The transcript is spliced from 10 exons. Bases 294 to 1574 code for a protein of 426 amino acids. Gene Ontology annotation, biological process: mitochondrial respiratory chain complex IV assembly; protein insertion into mitochondrial inner membrane from matrix. Gene Ontology annotation, cellular component: mitochondrial inner membrane. The record is from RefSeq and is a predicted model, not a curated record. Lineage: Eukaryota; Viridiplantae; Streptophyta; Magnoliopsida; Fabales; Fabaceae.